This is a messenger RNA of Amaranthus tricolor (Joseph's coat), 552 nucleotides long. Its product is annotated as protein SKIP34. The transcript has 2 exons. Lineage: Eukaryota; Viridiplantae; Streptophyta; Magnoliopsida; Caryophyllales; Amaranthaceae. The record is from RefSeq and is a predicted model, not a curated record. Bases 132 to 440 code for a protein of 102 amino acids.
AACUUCUUUAUUAAUGACCUAACUAGGAAUUGUAGAAUUUUUUAGCUACUGAAACUCAAAUUUUAAUCCAUAAAUCAAUUACUACUCAGAAGUCCAAAUCAUAGAUCCUUCUGCCUAAAAAAAAAGAUAAGAUGUGUUACAACCAUGAAGAAGAAUGGCGAAGAGAAGGAAACAAUCACACGCCACCAUCGUCGACGGCAUCAAGAAACGCCGCUAUCAACAGAUCGGCUGCUCUUGUUGAGAAUUUGACCCUAAGGCUAGCCGACACUGAGCUGAGACUCCAAAGAGCUAGGGCUAGGGAAGCCGAACUGAGCCGCCAACUCCUUGAAAUGAAACGCUUCGUUUCAGUCAUGGAGAUUCUUGAAUCUUACCUUAAACGACGUUUCCGUGAACAACAAGACCUCCUUACUCGCCUGCUUUCAUCGGGUUUAGGUGGUUGAUUUGAUAGUUUUCUUGAAUGUAAUUAGGGUUAAUGUGAUGUUAAGGAAGAUAACAAGUUGCAAUCCGAUGUUUAAUCAUGAGUUCAUGACUGUAUACCAAGAGAUUUAUUCA